UUUUCAAUCUGAUGGCAAUCCAGUUGUAUCCUAGUAAUCCCCCAUGAUAAAAGAACUUUCUCUACAAGCUGUGGGGAGUUUACCUUAACACAAUUCUUUGACUCAAGGUUUUUACUCUUUGAGACAUUUCUUUGACUUGGUGCUUUUACCCUUCUUUUUCCUUUUCAGAAACACUUGCAUGGUGUUCUCUGUGUGCAGCUGGAAGCAAAGGUUUAAAGAGACAUUUCAGCUUUCCUUUUAUGGAGUGACUGAGUCACAGGUGGUGGAACAUGGCUGGACAAAUAUCAGAGGCUGAUCAGAUCAAGCAGUUCAAGGAGUUUCUUGGCACAUACAAUAAACUUACAGAAAACUGCUUUGUGGAUUGCAUAAAGGAUUUCACUAGCAGAGAUGUGAAACCAGAAGAGGUAACUUGCUCAGAAAACUGCCUGCAGAAGUAUCUAAAGAUGACCCAGAGGAUCUCCAUGAGAUUCCAGGAGUACCACAUCCAGCAGAAUGAGGCUCUGGCAGCCAAGGCAGGACUGCUCAGCCAACCUCGUUAGAGCAGAGCGCUGUGCUCAGACUUAAGCUGUGCCAGUGUUCCCUGGGCAAGAACACAUUGGGGGAUUCCUACUGUCAGGAUGUGUGUCCAGCAGCUCAGAGCAGAGCUGUGGGUGCUGCUCAGGCAGUGGGAGCAGAAGGGUUAAACAGGAGCUCAGUCCUGCUGGCCUGGCUGUGGAGUUUGUUUCCACAAGGGAAUGAUGCAGAUACAACUUUUCCCCGGGCCCACAGACUGGUGUCUGAAUUUCAGGGGUGGUGGGAGGGCUCACCUGCCUUUUGCUGAGACUGGUUGAGAUGAAUCAAUGUAAUGUGGGGAAUACAGUUUUAUAUUUAAUUCAAAUAAAAUCAACGGGAGCCAUA
Messenger RNA from Taeniopygia guttata (zebra finch), 897 nucleotides. RefSeq names its product translocase of inner mitochondrial membrane 9 (gene TIMM9). The record is from RefSeq and is a predicted model, not a curated record. NCBI's taxonomy places the organism in Eukaryota, Metazoa, Chordata, Aves, Passeriformes, Estrildidae.